Messenger RNA from Adelges cooleyi (spruce gall adelgid), 708 nucleotides. RefSeq names its product copper transport protein ATOX1-like. Gene Ontology annotation, molecular function: copper chaperone activity; metal ion binding. Bases 217 to 468 code for a protein of 83 amino acids. Lineage: Eukaryota; Metazoa; Arthropoda; Insecta; Hemiptera; Adelgidae. The record is from RefSeq and is a predicted model, not a curated record. Gene Ontology annotation, cellular component: cytosol. Gene Ontology annotation, biological process: copper ion transport. The transcript is spliced from 3 exons.
UCGGGUACGUUUCGGUAAUACGGAUUUCGCCUUGUUUUUUUCUUUUUCUUUUCUUCGACUUCUACAACUCCUCCUCCUCCUCUUCUUCCGUGGACCAACACGAAUCCCAUAUAGAGUCGACUCCUGUGCAGUCCAGUGUCCGCCGUCGCCGAUCGUUUCACGACCCGUCAUCGCACUUGUACCGCUUUCGGUUUACACGCAUUCCGAACACCUACCAUGUCCCUACUACAACCGCAGACUUAUAUAUUUGAUGUGAACAUGAGCUGCGAUGGUUGCUCAAAAGGUAUAGAACGAGCUUUGGAACCAUUAAAAGGUAACGGCGUUGAAAAUUAUGAAGUGUCAUUCGACAAAAAAUUGGUCCGCGUCACGUGCUCAUCGCCAAUGUCUGCGGAGGAAGUAUUGACUGCUAUACAGAAGACUGGCAAAGUAGCCACUUUAAUAAAUAUCGAACCGCUAUUGACGAAAUAAAUAUUUUUGGACAAGACAUAAAGAAAUGAUCGUACAUUCUGCCCGUUUAGGAUAGUUUGAAAAAAAAAUUGUUUCAAUAUAAUAUAUAAUAAAAAAUGUUCUUGUAUACCAAAAUACCGAAACGAUGUUAAAAUAAUUGCAACUGUUAAUUAGUAUUUUACUAGAUAUAAAUAUUCAUUUUUAAAAAAAAAAUUCGAAAAAUCACCAAACUGAUAUUAUUAUGUACAUAUAACUAACAGG